AUGCCGACCAAACGCAUCGCGCAAAUCGUCCAUCUCAAGCCCAGCGCCGUCGUCGCAUACAAAGAAUGCCACGCAAACGUCUGGCCCGAGGUCCUGAAGCAGAUCGAGGAUUGCAACAUAGUUGACUAUUCGAUCUUUUUCGACAACGACAGGACCCUCUUCGCGACAUUUAAAUAUGUAGGAGAGGAUUUCGACGGCGAUAUGCAGCGCAUGAAGGCGAAUCCGAAAGUGAGGGAGUGGUGGGCUUUGACGGAUGGCAUGCAGGAGAGUCCGAUUCCCGGUGCGGUGAACAGUGCUGAGGGGCCUGGGUGGUGGAAGGUUCUGGAUGAGGUGUUUUAUAAGGAGUAG
Messenger RNA from Aspergillus affinis, 348 nucleotides. RefSeq names its product L-rhamnose mutarotase. NCBI's taxonomy places the organism in Eukaryota, Fungi, Ascomycota, Eurotiomycetes, Eurotiales, Aspergillaceae. The coding region runs from base 1 to 348 and encodes 115 amino acids. The transcript has 3 exons. The record is from RefSeq and is a predicted model, not a curated record. Gene Ontology annotation, molecular function: racemase and epimerase activity, acting on carbohydrates and derivatives.